Messenger RNA from Lentinula edodes (shiitake mushroom), 931 nucleotides. RefSeq lists its product as uncharacterized. The transcript is spliced from 4 exons. Gene Ontology annotation, cellular component: membrane. NCBI's taxonomy places the organism in Eukaryota, Fungi, Basidiomycota, Agaricomycetes, Agaricales, Omphalotaceae. The coding region runs from base 15 to 845 and encodes 276 amino acids. The record is from RefSeq and is a predicted model, not a curated record.
CCCCAAGAACAAUCAUGCCCACCUUUCCUACCAAAAUUGAUCUCAAACCAAAACGGCGUCAUGGCUUUUCGGUUCUGCUUUUCAUUCUUGGAACCCUUCUUCCUCCUCUAGCUGUCGCCGCCAGAUUUGGGAUUGGGACCGACUUUUUCAUCAAUACACUGCUGACAAUCUGUGGGUAUAUACCUGGUCAUGCUCACAAUUUCUACAUUCAAAACAUUCGCAACAACAAGAAUCAUGCACGAACUCCAAAAUGGGCCCAACGAUAUGGUCUCGUUGAUACCUCCGAAAUUCGACGCAAGGAACGUAAAUCCCAAUGGGCGAAUCGUUAUCAAGACCGACUCCCUCAUUCAACUCUCGAAGGGCAAGCUCUCGAGGAAGGGCAAGAAGGUGGCUCGAGCAUGAGCUUAUCGUCUGAUGAUCAUAGCUCUCGACCACAGCAACAGAACGGUGCUCUAUGGGGCCCUGAGGAUGAGCGUUACUACAGCGCUGACGCAUCGUCUUCCUCUGGCGGAAGGUGGCGAUAUCCAGCCAAUUUCGAUGAUGCUGUACUCCCGAGCAGCGGCUCCAAACGCGGGAAGAAGAAGAAGGAGAAGAAGGAUCGUUGGGCGAGGACAGAGGAUGCAUAUUCAAUUUCUGAACAGCAGUCGAGGAAAAGAGUAAAGAAGAAGAAGAGCAGGUCUUCAGUCGCCCCGAGCGUGAUUUCUGCGGAUGACUCUACUGCGGGUUAUCCUGAAGAUCCUGAGGGUGGCCUUUAUGGGAACACGCAGGCCAUAGAAGAGCCUCGUUCGAUGGAGACCAAUGGACAAAGGCCGACCAACGACGAUAUCUUCAGCCACGAGUUUUGAUCUUAUGAUUCUAUUUAAUACUGUCUAAUCCACCAGUGCAGUUUGCAUAGUCUAUAUUUAUUUUAUUAUACCAACUCACAUGUCGA